Messenger RNA from Porites evermanni, 9889 nucleotides. The record is from the annotation of a GenBank genome assembly. NCBI's taxonomy places the organism in Eukaryota, Metazoa, Cnidaria, Anthozoa, Scleractinia, Poritidae.
AUGGUGAAUUUUGUUUCUCUGUAUCCACAGGCGAGUGGGAAUUUUCCGGACCUCAAAUGCAAUAAUAUAUUGCUAGCCGAAAAUCGAGAUGGCAUGGAUAUACAUCCAUACAGUACAUGGACAUUUCGUAAAAAUCCAGGAGAAGCAGCAAAAGUUCAGCUGCUUGCGACGAAGUUUGGAGAGCCUCUCUCUGGUGCUCGAGUCAGACUUGAUCCUUGUAACUGUGAAAAAAUUUUCUCCGGCGGUCCAAAAGUUGGGCAACCUGCAUUAGAUGUUCCUUCUAAUUUAGGCACAGACAAAAACGGACUUGUAACGUUUGACAUUGAAACAAAAGAUCCGAAAAAUAACAGGAGCUAUAUUGAUGGACAGCUUUAUCCUUUUAUGUUCUCUCUUGAGAGUCAAAACAAAAGCUGCUCAAUCAUGUGCGAAAACGAUACUUUGCAGUCGACGCUCCGUAACUUGUUGGUUGUUAUUCAUGUGUGGGAUCAAUACAAGCCCAAAGGGGAGGAGCCUACCUGGCUGGAUGAUGUUUAUCCCAUCUUCAAACAAUACGCUAAUUUAUAUCCAGUAAUGACAGAUAACUUCGUUAAUCUGGGAAAUUAUUACGACGUUAUAAACCACAAAAAUGCUAUACUAAUGAGUCUACAGCUACCCAUCUCUCACCCGAAUCAUAUGCCUGUUUCUCGCGACCUUUCCAAGUCAAAACGUCAGGUCAUUAUAAAAUGGCUAUCCAAAGACAAGCUUCCUUUUGGCGAGCCAAAGAAAUUUUACUCGGUCGAACACCUCCGAAGAGACUUGCAGACUGCUUUAGAAUUAGAGCAUGCAACUAUUCCUACGUACCUUACUGCUUUGGCUUCUAUCAAGUCCAGCUACAACCUCAAAAUCCAAAGAGUAAUGAAGGUAGUAAUAAUUCAAGAGAUGAUGCAUAUGGCACUUGUUGCAAAUAUCCUUAAUGCUGUCGGAGGCGAGCCAUCUCUGUACUCAAAGAACUUCAUUCCCAAUUACCCUUGUCGACUUCCCGGGGGAGUACAGCCAGACCUGAUUAUUCCAAUUGAAAAGCUUUCACUUGGCCUAAUCAGGAACAUAUUUAUGAAAAUAGAAGAGCCCCAGUUAGAACAAGAACGAAUCUCCAGUUUUGAAGAUAUGAUUUCCUCGAUAAAGUACAAAAAGAGUGUGGAAGGAGGCCACUGCCAGAAAAGCGAAAAGACGGAAGACUGCACAAUUCAGGACUCUCAGGAGGAUGAGCCUGAUGAUCGUCCAUCGGGAUGUCCCUUUGCAUUCUCCAGGGAGCAAUUUCUUAAAGGUUAGAAAAUUUAUCCCUAAAUAAACAUUGACAAAUUUCUAUUAAUGAUCUAAAAGAAAUUUAACUGAAUACCAUUGGAAAAGAAUUACAUUUCUGCUUGACGUUGUUCUUUCUAGAAACUAUUUCCUGGUAACCAUCACAGCAGCGAUUAAUUGUCAUCACCUACUUAAAGUAACAGUCUGGUACUUAGUUGCAAAGCUGUCAGCGGUGAUUUAACAAUUAUUUGCCGAAGCCGGAGGUUGAGGAAAAUAAUUGAUCUGCGAGAAACUGCCAUCAAAUCUCUAUAUUUUGCGAUAAGCGAGUUCAAUAAUUGUCUUUUCCAUUCGAUCAGAGAGUUUGUUUUUUAAUGAAUAUCUCUGCCAAGAGUGAUUGUAAGAAGGACAAAAGAGUGGUUUCAUUAGUGUAUGAGCAGAAUAUAAUUUGCAGCCAAAAAUGGUUGGACGACAUUGCACAUGAGCAGACCAUUAUUUGCAGGUCAUGAUAAAAAAGUAUUCUCUUCCAACAGCCUAUGGCUUUAGCUUCUAAACUAUUCCACGAGUGCGCAUUGGAUACGAGAUGGUAGAUAGCCCUAGUUAUCUCAUAUCCAACAAGCGCGACUGGAAUUAUAAUAGUUUUGUUAAAAACGCCCCCAAAAUAUUGGGAACUCUUCCCGAUUUUAUUUGUAAAAACAACCGAUUUUCAUUUUUUUUUUUUUUAAUUUUGAGUAAAAGCGUACUGUUACCAUAUUUGGGGAGCAUGGUAUAAUGGCUUAUUACACCAUAAUGGCUAUGCCAAUCAGAGCUCUAGAAUUGCAUUAUCCAAUGAUUCAACUUUUAAUAAUAGCUAUUAGUAUCUACACACUCAGUGAUCUUGGUGAUUCAAGCAAACUGAUUGGUUCGCUGUUUCGGACUGUGACGUUAUGUUCACCCCGCUAAGCGGUGAAUAUAUAAAAGCAGAAAUCGCUGUCGUGAACAGGAUGUUUUGCCAAAGUUUCAGAAUAAGAACCUUUUGAAAAUACAAGAAUAUCCUAGUGUUGAUGAUUUUGAAGGUAAGAAAAGGCUUCAUGGUGUUUAAACAGCGUGAUUUAUUGUAAAGUGAUUUACCGUUGCUGACCUUUUGUACGAUCGAAGCAAUGUUUUAAUUUUGCAUAUAUUUACAAAUUAAUUUAUGGAGAAAAGAGGAAGGCAAAUAUUUUCGCAAAUUGUACGUGCCAGCAAGUUAACAAGGCAAAGAACACUGCAGAUAAACAAUGCUCACCUCGCUCAUAGCCGCUGUUGACAGCAUUUGCAAGAAGCGACACAAAAGACUUUCUCAUUCACGGUGAGUUGACAGAAACAAAUAAAGCUCUUCGUUUCCUCCCUGAAAAAGGGGUAGUAAAUUCGAAAGUUUAUUAUAAAAACUCUCGACGUUUUCUUUUAAACCAUUGAUGCUAAAGCUUACAAAGAGUUAAAACUGUGAUUUGCCAUGUGUAAAGAUACCAGCUUUUGCCCAUCUACUGUCUAGGGCUACGUGUUCACGCGUGUGCACCCGUCAAUCGAACUAAUCGUUUUUUUUUUAAUGAUUUUCUUUCUGAUUCCGUCGAGAUCACUUCGUGUGAAUACACUGAAACAAUUAUGUUGUUGAAAAAUCCCCUCGACGUAGUCUCGGGUAAUAUUCAAUCUAAGAGAAUUGCUUUGCAUAGAUUUUAAGGUUCGCCAACUGCGAGGUAUGGUUGAUCCGGUAAGUCACCAUCUAGAGGAACUCAUCCAAGAAGAAGGAAACAAGGAAGAAAAGAAACAGGUAAAUACAUUCUUGAAUACUUCACUUUUAUUGGCACUUAAGUAUCUAAUUUGAUUAAUACUUGAACUCACUACCGCAGAUAUUAUUAGUAGAGGAAUAAUGAGAGUUUUAGGACGAAGGCUAUCCACCGAUAGAUUUCCCAGGGAAAGCCUUCUAAUUUUCAAGAAGACUUGCAGAUACAGACAGGCUGCAUCUCAUUAAUAUUCCACCAGUUCUAUUUAUAGGUUAAGGUUAGUGUUAGUCAUGUGAUUAAUUCUCUGACGUACACGCAAAUCCAUACCCCCACCGUGGUACAAGGGAGGGGGGGGGGUGGAUAGACCCCUCUCCCCUCCCCUAGAGUUUUUGAUAUGUUGCAGUAUUUCGAAACGAUUUUACCUUCAGUGGAAAGCCUUUGAUCUUCUCUACAAGAUGAGGUAUAUUUUGUGGGAGAUGGCGCCGCUGAGGGCCUGUGACGUCCCCAGUAAGGGUCGCCAUCUUGCCUGCCAUCUUGGAUUUUACCAAGAAUUAGAAAUCAGGUGAUUUUUUUUGUGCUUGACAUGAAAAAUAACAUAAAUAAGCACUUUGCACGAUUUUAGCCACAAGAUUUACUUUUAUUUUUGAAAAAAGUUGAAAAAACAUGUACUUCACUCAAAAAAUGGCUUGACCAACUCCUACUUUAAUCUGACGUCAUAUCUCGUAACCAUAGAAAGCGAUAAUAAUGAUAAUAAUAAUUGUAAUAAUAAUAAUACAAUAUUUUAUGAGCGCUAGUUCCCAAUGGUCCGAAAACGCUUUACAUAAUAAGCAUUAAGUAAAAAUAAAGAGAUCCCCCUAACAAAAACUAAAUUAAAAUCCUAUAAAGCUACAUUAUCGACCUUUAAAACAUCAGCAUUCUAUAAGACAGCAUCGUGAGAAAGUUCUAAAAAGCCAAGUCUUAUGCAUAGACUUAAAAGAAGAAAGGGAAUUACAAAUUCUAACUCGAAUGGAAGUGCAUUCCAAACAGAGGGUGUAUUAAUAGUAAAAUACCGGCCACCAUAAGUCUUAAGAUUAAAUUUAGGUGAAGAAAGUAACAAUUGAUUAGAGGAUCUAAGAAGUCUACCAGGUGUAUAAGGCUUGAUAAGAUCAGUAAUGUAGUUAGGUACAGCACCAUGAAGAGCCUUAUAUGUAAUCACCGCAAUUUUGAAAGUUAUCCUAUAUUCAAUAGGUAACCAAUGAAGCUGGAUAAGCAACGGCGUAAUAUGUUCAUGUCUACUAGUAAGGUGAAUAAGCCUAGCAACACUAUUUAGGACAUACUGCAAACUUCUAAGAUACACUUUGGCUGACCGUAGAGCAACGAGUUACAAUAGUCGAUCCUUGCAGUAACAAAUUAAAGGCAUGAAUUAGAGCUUUGCAUGUAUCGUGAGAAACAAAAUAGCGAAUAUUAAAAUAUUGCGUAGAUGAAUAAAAAAGAAGACUUGCAUACAGCAGUAACUUGCGGAACCAUCGAUAGAGAGUUAUUUAAAAUAACCCCGAUAUUUUUAGCAAUAGUUGAAGUCAACAGUGUCAGAAGCAAUCACCAGGUUAUUUUAUCGCAGGACGUGUGGGGGAUACGAGGCGUUCUAGUUCAUAAUCAUCGGGUGCUUAGUGAGAAAUCAGCCUGAAGGUGUUCUUCAUACGUUCUUAAACUUUGUUUCAGAAAUACUACACAUAACAUGUUACUAGGGCUUUAGUUAGCUUAUUUUAUCAUAAAUAAAUAAGUAAGUAAACAUAUCAGCCAAUUUUUAUAAAAUGAAAAUCUGUCAGGUAGAAAACUAGUAAACAUUAACGAGUAGAAAUGUAACAUUAGUUUCAGCAUUUUUAAAAUAAUUCUUACAGUCAUGCUAACUCAACCGGGGCCACCAUUGACUUGUCAGCCAAUCAAAUUUGGUUUCAUGUAGUAAAGACUCCAACGGCUAUGCAACCAGCAGUCAAUCACAUUGAAGGUUCGGAUUUGAAAUUGAUGUAAAAACGUAAUAAGCCAAUCCGGAAGCUCUAGCAAGGGUGGCCCCUCUUGAGUUAGCAGCUUUGAAGUUCUUUAGACCAGUUGCACGUACCUAUACCCUACCCCUUGUAUCACCCACUAAUGUAAUAAUCAACCAUUAUUGCAACACUAACUACUAAUGUAAUAAAUAUCAACCACUAAUGUAAUACUAACCAUUCAUGUAAUAAAUAUCAACCACUAAUGUAACAAAAUGUAAUAAUUUUUUAACCUUUAAUGUAAUAAAAAACUUAACACUAAUGUAAUAACACUACGACUAUUAAUGUAACAAACUCAAAGAGAACAGCUGAUUCGUUAUUUAGAAUUAUUAGGAUUUAUAAAAAAAUCAUGUGACCUCCUGCUUUGAUGUCAGGCAUGGCUGUUUCAACGCAACAAGGUCACUCAACAUAGUCACUUUCAGACUGGGUGUUAAAACUUCCCCACAAGAGAUUAUCACUGUGCAGGUGUCUCUGUGCUUGAAGAAAUAGCGAAGGAAUCGAGUGAAGAAAUAGAAGCUUCCAGGUCACCAUCCUCUGCCGCCAUUCUGUUUAAAUUUUGGCGCGAGAGUAGCAAUCUCUGACCCAGAGCUGUCACCCACGUCCAUCCAAGCUCCGUACUAACUCCGCUGAUCAGCAGGUGCAAUAGCCGUAUAUAUUUUUGAAGUUGUAUAGGCAUAAAUAUAUUAUGCAAUGGUUCGAAUAUGUUUUAUUAGGCAUAAAUAUAUCAUGCAAUGGUACGAAUAUAUAUUUAUUAGAACCAAUGUAAAUUGAAUGACAAUAAUGUCGCUGGGAAUUAAUUUUGCGAUUUUCAGAAAGUACUCAGUAUCCUACAUUGAUAAUAUUUUCGUUUUUGUUAAGCAAGUGCAAUAGCGUACUGUGUAAAACCAGUGGCUCAUUGUAGCGUUUUGUUUUUGAAUAAAAGAGGCAAGUUGUAAUUGAGCAAACAGAUUUCUUAGUACUGUGUACAUUGUAUAUACCUGGAUGUUUGAAAACCGGGUUAGCAAAAAUAUCAACUCAUUCUACUACUUGGCAAUUUAAAACAACAAAACUCAUUCAAAGGCCGAUUAAAAAACUUCAUCUGACGCUGUGCAGUAAGUGAAUGGUGCCUAGAAGCAUUCCAGCGACUCCAAAUUUAAAAUGAUGCAAAUUUUAGAACAUUUAUUCAUGUCAUUUCAGUCUAGAAAUUUUUAAGUUGAGUGAACCGCAGCGAAAGAGUGCCUGGUUAAGGCUUACAUAACAACGUCAAUAGUUAGAAGAACACUACUUUUUUCGCGGUCCGAUAAACGACAGGAUUUCGCAUGGAAUAGACAACGAACUGAAUGAAACAUAGUACACAAAUUAUCACCUUCCUAUCUACAAAACCGGCCUACGGUGCAAUGCCAUUAGAACCCGCUGAAACUAGACCUAGAUCCAAUUUUCCUUAGUCGAGAGUUGCUUUCCAAGGUACAAUCAGCUACGCUAAACACCGACGAAACGUUUUUAUGGCUGGCACAGAAUAUUUUGGCGGAAACGCAGUUCAACCACGCUAUCCCAUACUUGCCAACACCAUGCGGAAAACAUACAAUCACACACUUUCGCGGCACUGAUAAGACUAUCCACGACCACGCAUAAUCUUCUCAAGUUUAACACAAGUGAAAUAUCAUCGAAUAACCCGGAAAACUCCGCCUAUUGGCAUAUAAACAUCUAUUUGAUAUUUGGUAUAGCAGGUUAGAUUAAAGGCAUCCAGAGGCUGAUGUGGGCUCUAGGCUCUUCUCUUACAGCAUGAAAUGCUGCAAAACGUGAACUCUUGUGGGGAAAUUUUUUAUCACCCAGUCUGAAAGUGACAAUGUUGAGUGAUCUUGUUGCUUUGAAACAGCCGUGCCUGACAUCAAAGCAGGAGGUCAUAUGAUUUUUUUCCUUCAACCAGCUGCAGCAUUAACAUGAUCCUCUGGAGCAUAAAAUCCUAAAGACACCCAUGGCAACUGUUAUAGUUUUGGAAAUGUCUAGCAGCAACCACAGUUACAUUGCUUUCUUAUUUCGACACCCUCUCCCUUAUUAUAUAAGAGCAUGUUUUGUUUAUCAGGCAGAACUGGUUCUUAUAUACAGCUAUUUCGAAAAAGGUUGUCGGAAAAAGUGCACGCGACAAUCCCGAAAGGUAUUGUGGAUGGUUUUUAGUUCACUGUUUUUCAAAGAAAUUUGAGAUAAUGGCAAGAGAGGCCAUGGACUUAUGUUUGCGAAUGCUAAAGGAAAGCAACAAAAGUAGGUUCGACAGCUACAGUGUCAGGAACAGUGUAUUGAUCAUAUCCUAAAUAAUUUUCGGGAUAAUCGCGUGCACAGUUUUUCCGACAACCUUCUCGAAAUAACUGUAUAUGGUGGUUUAGGGGACAAAUUUCAGCCUGAUGUUCUUAAUCCAUUUGUUCUUAUAUACUGGUCUUUACUGUACUACAUGCAUCGGAAAGUGAAAGAGAGAGACGCACACUCUCAAGCCACACUCACUCAAACCUCACUCUAGCAAAAAAGACCUCGGUGCAACCACCGAGCAGUAAUUAUAAUAUAUUCGUUGAUGUAUACGUUCAGCUCCUUUGGGAGAAUUUCCUCUCACGUAGUCUUGAUUCGCUCCUCGGCGUCAGAAAUUGUUUGAGGAAGCAAAUCGAACUUCUAUUGAGUUUUCUUUUUUUGUAGUUCUUGAUUUUUCUUUUUUCAUUUUCUUGAUUCUCCAUACAUUUUUUUGAUGGAUUAAUUCAGAGAACCUUCAAGCCAUGAUUCUGUAAAACGUUGCAAGAGUUCACUUUCCUUCACCUAGUCGUGGUAAGCCGAAAGGUGGGAAAGCUUAUACGAAAAAUUCCGUAUGCGUCCCGUGAUUGGUCAUACCGUAUUUCCACCAGUGACAAAAAUCGUAUUGCCAAUAUAAUUGCUUCUCUUUUGACAGACCAUUUUUAUUUGAAAACUUUAAUUUCUUUAGAUUAAAUAUUUGAACUGAUCUAACAAUAUGUAUUUAUUAAAAUGAAGAUGUAUUUAAUCGAAUGUUUUGUGUCAGCGGAAUUCCUAAAAUUUAGAAAAAUCACUGGAUUUUGAAAACUGUUUUCAACUGGAUUUUACUGUAGGUUUUUCUUUCUUUUCUUUCUUUUAAUUUGGCCUUGGCCAGUCACGACCGGUCAAAGGCGGUUCAACUCAAGGUCAAAGUAAGAAAAAAAAAAGACAGUUCAGUCUGGUUGAAAACAGUCUUCAAAUUCCAGCUUGAACCAGUCAAAACCGGUUUUUCCCGUUAAAAAUGUGCUGAGUCAGAAAAAAAACCAAGAAAGAAUGAAAAUGUCCCGGUACCCCUUAUUACCAUACUACUCUGGCGAUUCAUGUGUCACGGGACUUUCUCUGAUGCAUUUCUGUUUUACUGCACCAAAUGAUUGUGAAGAAAGUGAACAUAAAACGGUCAUGGGUUACGUCCUCUCAUUAUCAUCUUCCUAUUUAUUUGUGUAUUUAUUUAUUAUUUUUAGCAUAGAUACUUUCCGGGCGAGGACAUACAAAUCGUGAAGCAUCAAAACACUAUCGGGGCUUUCUACAAUCACAUUUUUGACGCCCUUAGCAACCUUACUGACUGUGGAAAGAACAACAGUAUAUUCACCGGCAAUAGAAGCAGACAGGUAACUUUAAGCGGAUGGUCUGUGCACGGACACACCAUAGAGGUGCACAACUACUUAACAGCUGUGGACGCCAUUAAAGAAAUCAUUGAACAGGGUGAAGGUAGUUCUCCGUGCAACCCGGUUGCCUGGGAUACUGGAAGUAAGAAGGACCUAUCGCAUUAUUUUAUGUUCUACUCAGUUGCAGAAGAACACGAGAUUAAUGUGGUAGAAACAAACGCGUCUCUAGACGGUAGCGAGGACGACGGUGUGACAGAUUUCAUUAAGGUGGGUAUGAUUUUUCAGCAGACAAGAAAUACGAAAAUAGGGUAGAGUGGAGCAUACACCCAGGGAGCCCUAAGGAACAGGAUAUUUGUCCCCUGAAAUGCAACUUAGUGUUCAACAUAGAUAACUGAUCUCUUAGGGGGGUGUCCCUGGAAUAGAAGUGAGGUUCCACUGCACUCAGUAAGUAUCCUAGCCAUGUAUGUGCGAAAAUAGAAGAACAAACCAUACCUAAUCAAAUUUACAUAUCUUGCACUGGACCUGCACUGGUAUUCGACAUCCUCUAGAAUUGCCUACCUGGACGAUGAAUAUGAGCAAAUUUACUAGAUAAACAGACCGUUCUCUAAUGUAUGUCGAGUUCCGAUCUAGUUCUGCGGCACUGUCAGUGCUAUUCCCUAAAAUAAUAGUUUUAUGCUUGCCUGUCCCGCUGUAUUUUCCCCCUCAAGGCAGCUAUUCUUCUCCUUCUCAUUUUUCCCUUUAUUGCUUCAACUGACAAGUAUGAUUUUUGUGUAUUGAGGCUUUUUAAAAUAGCUCAUCCACACUUGACGUACAGAAAGAUCAAAGCAACUGUAUUUCUUUUUACUAAUGGUCAAAGAAUCUUUUUUCCAUGAUGUAUUAGAAUAAGUAAAUAUGAAGCUUAUAUCCUUUAUAGCUUUGUAACGGCACAUACUACUUCAACGGCUCCAAGAUUUCUUUUGAUCCAGAAGGUGUUUGGCCCAUGGUUCCCAAUCCCCGAAUGUCUAAGUACAAGAAAGGGUCCAAUGCAUAUUGGCAAGCAGAAAGAUUAAAUAAGGUGUACACUAAGCUACUACAAUCGCUGGAUAAUGUCUUUAACGGCCAUCCCGAGACCUUAAAAGAUGCCCUGGGUCUCAUGUUUUCUGUUGACCUUCAUUUGAGAAACCUGCUGGCCACGCCUAUUGAUGACAAUGGAGAUCCUGAUGUGGGGCCAAAUGCUGGCCCUACUUUUGAUUUUACACCCUAA